AUGUCUACCAGUGAAGUUGCCCGCUGGGCGGGAUUCCUCGACCAGAACAAUGGCAUCGAGUUCGUCUGGCUGCAGUAUAUAACUUACAGCGCUACGACCGUCGUGCAGAUCAUGCCGAUCGAUCGAUUCACGCAGUUAAUCAAAGAUGGCCAGGGCCUUCCCAUCACCAAGGCCAUUUACCAUUUACUACCCGGCGAUGUCCUGGCCGACGGCGCCCUACCCAGCGGCGCUUGCUACCUCAAGCCCGACCUUUCGACGCUAUACCGCCAGCGAGGUUCGAACUCCCACAGAGCGGUGGUGAUGACAUCCAGUCUGGACAGCGACGGCAAACCGCUCGCCGAAUGCGCGCGGUCUCGGCUCGACCACCUGACCCAUCUGUUGACACAGCAGUCGGGAUACUUUCCUCUGGUGGGAUUCGAGCUGGAGGUCGUCUUCCUACGACUUGUCCGACGAGACGGGAAAGUGGUGGGCUACGAAUCGCCCAGCACGAACCACUCCAUCUUCAGCAUGACAAAUGAUGAUAAGCAGACGCUGGACCUGAUCGAAGAGAUCGCGAGAGCGUUACUCGAGGCAGAGAUCGCGCUGGAGAAAUUCCACGCCGAGUCGGCGCCGGGGCAGUGGGAAUUCGUUCUCCCGAAAGACACGCCCGUCAAGGCAGCUGAUACUUUACUAAAAGCCCGCGCCAUCAUUAUCGAUGUCGCGGAGAAGUACGAUAUGCGAGCGACCAUGCAUCCGCGGCUGUUCCCGACCAGCGCGGGGAGUGGAAUGCAUACGCACAUAUCCGUCAAUCCGAUCGACGACAGUCAGGACCUAGUGGGCGCGGAACAGUUCUUCGCGGGCAUCAUCGAGCAUUUCCCCGCCGUGCUGGCAUUCAACCUGGCGCACGACGCUAGCUAUGAUCGAGUGCAGAGCGGUACCUGGAGUGGAGGGGAGUAUGCGGCCUGGGGCUGGGAGAACAAGGAGAUGCCACUGCGGCGGAUCACGGUCAAUCGAUUCGAGGUGAAAUUGCUAGAUGGGCUGGCAAACCCAUACCUUGCGCUCUGCGGUAUGCUAGCCGCUGGGAUCGAUGGGUUCAGGAGGAAGCUGCCGCUGACGGGAGGCGACUGUCGCACAGCUUCUGGGUUGCUUUCCGCCGCAGACAGAGAGGCCCUGGGGAUCAAGACGCCGCUACCCAAGUCACUGACGGAGAGUCUUGAUGCGCUCGAAGCUGACGAGAAGAUGCGGGAAUUAGUCGGCCCGGUGAUUGCCUCUACUUAUCUUGGUGUCAAACGUGGAGAGGUUCGACAUUUCAAGGGCCUAGGUGAUGAGGAAACGAAGAACUCUCUCAUCUCCAAAUACUAG
Messenger RNA from Aspergillus affinis, 1341 nucleotides. Its product is annotated as FluG family protein. The record is from RefSeq and is a predicted model, not a curated record. The transcript has a single exon. The coding region runs from base 1 to 1341 and encodes 446 amino acids. Gene Ontology annotation, molecular function: glutamine synthetase activity. NCBI's taxonomy places the organism in Eukaryota, Fungi, Ascomycota, Eurotiomycetes, Eurotiales, Aspergillaceae.